GCCAUAGCCACCUUUAGUGUCCGGGCCGACAUCGGGACGAUCGUGUCUCUCCAAAGCACGACUUCAAGUCGACGUUCAACUGUCGACUUUGGCUCUAAAAUCGUCGAAAAUCCAAAUUAAAUUGCAUUCCUCCAGUCCGAGCACUUAAUCCCCCGGAUUAAAAUAAUCAAAUUGUCUCUACGAUGAUUUGACAGCAAUAACAGACUCAAACGAACGAAUAAUAAUACCAAAAACGAGUGAAAAGUGACACUUAAUUACCACUGACUAAUCCCGCUGAGGAAUAAAGAAAGGAAUUUUUAUAAUUUAUUCCCACACAAACGUAACGUAAAGCUCAACAGUUCGAUUCCUCGUCAUCCCAACAUUAAAACACGGCAUACUUGGCGUCGACUUUCACCUCCGUGUCGCUGAAGAAACGAUCAGCCAACUUCGGUUAUCGUAACCACAAAACAAUUUUCAUUCUGUUUAAAUUCUAUGAAAAAAACAAAUUCACGUUUCCAAAGUCUGUUAUUCCCCGAGUCUCAUUAGUUUACGUUGUGGUGAUUGUCUGAAUGAAAGUGAAAAGAGGACGAAGAAGUUGAUGAGGAAUACCGACUCUUUUUAAAUUAAUGAUUUAUUAACAUAAGGACAGUGACCAAUUCAAUCCAAAGAUGAGGGUUAAUCGGGGAAUUUGCGCUAAACUUCAAGGGGGAUUUCUCAGACGAUGGUGGGCCGCAGUGGCAGCCGGAGCUCUCCUAAUAGUAGCCGCAGCCCUGGUAGCAACGCUCUUUCCAAAAAUAAUGGAGGCGAUAAUAAAUCGUGAAGUAGUUCUGAAAGACGGUGGCAGAUCGUACCGUUGGUGGCAGGCACCCCCAGCUGUUCCCCACCUGAGAGUCUUUAUUUACAAUGUCACGAAUGCCGAUGAGUUCCUCAACGACGGCGACAAGCCCAUUCUUCAGGAGCUCGGACCCUACGUGUACAUCCAGAAGUGGGACAAAACUGAUCUCGUAUUCAAUGAUAAUGGCACGGUCACUUAUCACUUGAGGAAACGAUACACAUUCUCGGAGGAAUUAUCAAGUGGAUCCGAAGAUGACCUCGUAGUGGUCCCGAACGUCCCCAUGCUAUCAGCAACGAGUCAAUCCCGUCACGCAGCUCGUUUCCUGCGUCUCGCGAUGGCAUCGAUAAUGGACAUUCUGAAGAUAAAGCCCUUCGUCGAGGUAUCCAUCGGCCAACUACUCUGGGGCUACGAGGAUCCUCUCCUCAAGCUCGCCAAGGACGUUGUCCCGAAGGAGCAGAAAUUGCCGUACGACCAGUUUGGCCUCCUCUACGGCAAGAACGGCACUCAUCCCGAUGUUUACACUAUCUUCACUGGUGCCAGUAACAUCACUAAAUACGGAAUGGUAGAUCGAUUCAAUGGAAAAAAUAGUAUUGGACAUUGGACAACUCCCGAGUGCGACACACUCCUUGGUGGUGACGGUAGCAUAUUCCCACCACAUAUCACUAAGCAGACUGUACUCAAGAUCUUCGACAAGGACCUCUGCAGAACUCUGCCACUUGUUUUCAAGGAAGAAGUAAUAACGAAAGGGGACGUCCCCGGCUACAGGUUCACUCCGCCGAAAGAUGUAUUCACGUCGCCGGAGCGGAAGCCCUCUCAAGCCUGCUACUGUCCCGGAGGUCCACCCUGCGCUCCCGAGGGAACCUUCAACGUCUCCCUCUGCCAGUACGACUCACCCGUCCUGAUUAGUUUUCCCCACUUUUACUUGGCUGACCCGGCGUUACGAGACGCCGUAAUCGGUAUAUCGCCACCAGAGGAAGAGAAGCACGCGCUGUACAUCGACAUACAGCCUUUGAUGGGCACAGCCCUGAGAGCGCGAGCCCGAGUGCAAAUCAAUCUCGCUGUGAGCCAAGUCAGGGACAUCAAGCAAGUUGCCUCCUUCCCAGACAUCAUUUUCCCCAUUAUGUGGUUCGAGGACGCCGUUGAUGGACUAGCAACGGAAGUGACGUCCCUGAUGAAGAUCGCAGUGGACGUUCCGCCAAUAGCGCGAGCAGCAAUCUCAGGUGUCCUAGCAGCUGUCGGUGCAAUAGUCCUCGUAGGUGCUCUCUUCUGUCUAGCAAGAGCAGCAAAACGUCAAGAAAAGCUCCACCUCAGCAGUCCCCUGCCCCCAGGUGCCAGCACAAAACAAGGAAACCUCAAUCCCGCCUUCCAGGGUCCAAAAUAAAUUCCCAAAUCAACGAAACCAACUGAUUAAUAAAGUCAAUGCAAAACAAUAUGACAAGCAUUCCGCACUACGAAAAAGAGGAAAUUGUGAAUAAUACGUAGCACUGGAAUUAUCACGCAAUUGUUUGCGAAAUAAUUUUCGUGCAAUUAUCGUGGGAAAGGUGAGCGGUUGCGGGAUGUACCACAACAACGAGAAAUAAAGUGAAAGCUGAAGAGUGGGAAGUUACGAACAAGUAAUUCCCUCACUUCAAAUCCUUUACUCCUCGUUAUUUCGUAUCUUUCCUCCAACGAUUCUACUGGCUGAACGCACAUGGCGAGAUCAUUAGUCGUAGUGGGUCGAGGUCGAGAGAUAAAUCAAAUCUCCAAGUAGGAAAUACAAUUCUUACUGUUUUUAUUUUCCUUCAAUUAUUCGUGACGCCGAUCGCGCCAAUGUGCCCUUUACUAUCCUAGGAAAUUCCAAAAUGACUCUCAUAUCCCUGGUAAUAUUUUUAUAAUUUAUUUUUUAAACAAUUUCAAUGAACUAUGACGCAAUUGAAUAUUCCCAGUAAUUUCGAUUGCCUUACGAACCUCCGAAAUUUUACAUUCGAUUCUUUGCUUUUUUUCGCAUUUACAAUUUGCAAAUCGAAAAAAAUCCAAAUUGACUUAUCGAAAGGUUCUUUAAACACUGAUUAGAACGUCUUGUCUCAUAAUUCUUCGAAGUGAAUGGGGAAUUCCAAAUCACGAAAACACGAGGGAAAAAAUUAAACGUUGUUUAGUCUAGAGAUAAUCUUCAAUUUGUUGAUCGAGAAAUCGGGGGGAAAAAUGUUUACGUAGGGGAAUUAUUGCGCAAAGUCUUCUGGAAAUUAGUAAUAAUGACGCUCAAGAUAGGCAAGGACGAUUAGUUAACAUCGCGGGUCUCGUAAGCGCCAAGUAUUCUGAAAAACCUCAAAUAGAGUAUUUUACAAAUUGCAGCAGAUUGAUGAGUUGAUCGUGUGUGUUAUCGUGCAUCAACCACUUGUGUGAGAGUUACGAGAUUUUCAAUCCGUCCAGUGGGAGGGGAGAGCAUGGGUGUGAGUCUGAAAUUAUUGUUAUUAAGUAUUUCAACAACUGGACAAUUAUUCAAUUAAAUUGAACAUUUCGACUCAGCCCACAAUUAAGCUCCAAUCGAUGUAAUUAUGUCUCAUUUGUACUAUUAUAUGUUAUUUUCCUUGUAUAUGUUUUAUUAUAAAAUAUUUUUAGGAUCAUUAGACUAUAGGUGAACAUUGUUAGGUGAUGAUGAGGAAACAAGAAUUUUGUACAAAUAAAAUGGAAAGACCA
Messenger RNA from Diachasma alloeum, 3490 nucleotides. RefSeq names its product scavenger receptor class B member 1 (gene emp). NCBI's taxonomy places the organism in Eukaryota, Metazoa, Arthropoda, Insecta, Hymenoptera, Braconidae. Gene Ontology annotation, cellular component: membrane; cytoplasm; lysosome. Gene Ontology annotation, molecular function: scavenger receptor activity. The transcript has 6 exons. The record is from RefSeq and is a predicted model, not a curated record. Bases 648 to 2195 code for a protein of 515 amino acids.